AUGUCUUCAUUAAUCGGUGAACAGCAACCCGUGAAGCUGUCGCUACCAUUGAAAUAUCAACAAGAGAUAUUUCAAGAGCUUCGACAAAAGGAUGAACUUGUCGUCCUUGCUCGCGGUCUCGGCCUUUUAAGACUUGUUACGAACCUCCUCCACUCAUAUGACGCGGCAGGAAAUAAUCUCAUACUAUUGAUUGGUGCAGAUGAUAGAGAGAAUGGAUGGAUCGGAGAGGCAUUGGCUGAGCAUGCUGCCAUUAGCAUGGCUCCCAAAGCGCGCGGUCUUUCGGUAGUCAAUACGGAUCUCAUGAGCGUCGGCACAAGAGAAAAGAUGUAUGCACAAGGGGGGAUAUUUAGUAUCACAUCUAGGAUUCUUGUUGUUGACCUUUUGACCAAUCUAUUGGACCCAGAAACUAUCACAGGCGUGGUAGUCCUACAUGCAGAUAAGGUUGUAGCUACAUCACUGGAGGCGUUCAUACUUCGCAUCUACAGACAGAAAAAUAAGGCUGGAUUCCUCAAAGCCUUUUCGGACAACCCGGAACCAUUUGCUACAGGAUUCGCGCCACUAUCGACUAUGAUGCGAAACCUAUUCCUCCGCAAUGUCUCGAUAUGGCCAAGAUUCCAUAUAAAUGUUGCGCAAGCUUUGGAAGGCAAGAAGAAGGCCGAGGUCAUUGAACUCGAAGUCUCAAUGUCUGAUUCCAUGCGAGAUAUUCAAAAUGCCAUAAUGGAAUGCGUAGAGGUUAGUAUCGGAGAAUUGAAGAAAUCGAACUCCGGAUUAGAUAUGGAUGACUGGAACGUCGACAGUGCUCUGCAUAAACAAUUCGAUAUGGUCAUUCGCAGGCAGCUUGACCCAGUAUGGCAUCGAGUCAGUUGGAAGACGAAGCAGAUUGUAAAUGACUUGACCGUGCUGAGAGGGAUGCUACAUUCUUUACUAACAUACGAUGCGGUUUCAUUCAAUCGUCAUUUAGAUAUGAUCCUUGCUGCACACCAACCUCCCGCAGGAUCUACGAGGCAAAACCAAUCCCCUUGGCUAUUUCUUGAUGCGGCACAUACCGUGUUCGAUACCGCAAAGAGACGGGUUUAUACCGGCAAGGCUGCACGAACGGAGGAUGUUGAUUCUUUAAAGCCAGUGCUAGAAGAGCAGCCAAAGUGGGCAGUACUUGCUGAAGUGCUAGAUGAAAUUGAUCGAGACCUCUAUUUCAACCCCGUCCCAGUGGAUGAUUCGAAUGGCACGAUCUUGAUCAUGUGUACGGAUUCUGCUCAAUGCUGGCAGCUGCGGGAGUAUCUUCAAAGUAUGCACGCUCGUCCAGAUACGGACGAGGAUAAUUUGGAUAGAGAACAGGAGCCAUCGGCGGAAAUUAUGAUGAGGCGGAAACUGCGCAGCUACUUGGAGUGGAAGAAGAAGUUCGCUAAGAUCAGCGCGGCUCUUUUCAACGAAAAUCAAAAUGCACUAAGCGGUGCUAGCAACACAAACAGUAUCACGAACAACUCCCGAGGUAGGGCUCCGGCGAAUAAAAGGAGGAGAGUUAGAGGUGGUGCUUCGAGCUCAGGAUCCACACGUGCUACAAAUGGCAGCUUACAAGCUGCAGAAGAUAAGCCUCUCGAGGUUGCCGAACUGAUGUCAGAGAUAAAACCCACGGAAGUGGAGGCAUUACAGAAAGAAGAAGUCAUUGCAGAUCCUCUUGACGAUAUGGAAGAUUACUAUCAGCUUUAUGAAAUGAAGGACCUCGUAGUUGCUCACGCCUAUGACGGGGAUAUGGAUGAGCAUAUUCUCGAAGAGGUAAAACCGCGGUACAUUAUCAUGUACGAACCCGAAACAUCUUUUGUUCGUCGGGUUGAAGUUUAUCGAUCUUCACACAACGAUCGAAACGUCCGAGUAUACUUUCUUUACUACGGUGGAUCGGUAGAGGAACAACGUUACCUGUCAUCUACUCGCCGGGAAAAAGAUGCCUUUACCAAGCUUAUCAAGGAGAAGGCCAAUAUGUCUGUCGUACUGACUCUCGAUGCGCAUGGUAUCGAAGAUCCACAAGAAGCCUUUCUCCGUACAAUAAAUACUCGUAUUGCUGGCGGAGGACGUUUGGCCGCUACUGCUCAGCCACCACGGGUCGUAGUUGAUGUCCGAGAAUUUCGGUCCUCACUCCCAUCUCUGCUUCACGGUCGUAGCAUAGUAGUAGUGCCAUGCAUGCUUACUGUCGGAGAUUAUGUUCUUUCUCCCAACAUUUGUGUAGAGCGCAAAUCAAUCAAAGACUUAAUCUCGUCAUUUAAAGACGGUCGUUUGUACACUCAAGCUGAGUCUAUGCUCGAACAUUACAAGUCACCAAUGCUACUCAUUGAAUUCGAUCAAGGCAAAUCUUUUACCCUUGAACCAUUUGCUGAUCUCUCGGGAUCAUUAUCCUCCGUAUCGGCUGCAAAUGUAUCAUCGGAUCUUCAAUCCAAACUCGUACUCCUCACUCUCGCCUUUCCUAAGCUUCGCAUAAUAUGGAGCUCUAGUCCGUACCAGACUGCCGAGAUAUUCGAAAGUCUCAAAAGCCAAGAACCCGAACCAGAUCCCAUACAAGCCGUAAAAAUCGGGCUGGAAGGUGGUGCAAGUGCCGAGGAUCAAGCUUUCAACCGGGAGCCUCAGGACAUGCUAAGAGUUGUACCAGGGGUUACAGGGAAGAAUUUGGGUAAUUUGGUGGUGGAAUUGGGGAACAUUAAGGAGGUAGCUAAUGCAAGUUUGGAGGAAUUGGAGCCGGCUGUUGGGAAAGAGGCUGGAAGGCAGAUUCACCGGUUCUUUAAUAAAAGUGUGCUUGAAUGA
Messenger RNA from Sclerotinia sclerotiorum 1980 UF-70, 2790 nucleotides. RefSeq lists its product as hypothetical. Gene Ontology annotation, biological process: double-strand break repair via homologous recombination; resolution of meiotic recombination intermediates; nucleotide-excision repair involved in interstrand cross-link repair. The record is from RefSeq and is a predicted model, not a curated record. Bases 1 to 2790 code for a protein of 929 amino acids. Gene Ontology annotation, molecular function: single-stranded DNA binding; damaged DNA binding; single-stranded DNA endonuclease activity. Gene Ontology annotation, cellular component: nucleotide-excision repair factor 1 complex. The transcript is spliced from 2 exons. NCBI's taxonomy places the organism in Eukaryota, Fungi, Ascomycota, Leotiomycetes, Helotiales, Sclerotiniaceae.